Lepus europaeus (European hare) is the source of this 1913-nucleotide messenger RNA. RefSeq names its product hydroxysteroid 17-beta dehydrogenase 11 (gene HSD17B11). The transcript is spliced from 7 exons. Bases 166 to 1065 code for a protein of 299 amino acids. NCBI's taxonomy places the organism in Eukaryota, Metazoa, Chordata, Mammalia, Lagomorpha, Leporidae. Gene Ontology annotation, cellular component: lipid droplet. Gene Ontology annotation, molecular function: oxidoreductase activity, acting on the CH-OH group of donors, NAD or NADP as acceptor. The record is from RefSeq and is a predicted model, not a curated record.
CGGCCCAGCGGAAGGAGCGGCGCGCAGUUGUUUGUUUCUCUUCGCCGUAGGAGCUCUGCCUCGCCCUGGCUUUUCCUCGCCCUGGGGUUUGACUCCACGACCCCCUUAAGCGAGGGUCGGGGUGAUUGGUAGAAGCCAACGAGUCCCGAGCUCGCCGCGGCCAGGAUGAAAUUCGUUCUGGACAUCCUCCUGCUCCUGCCCUUGCUCAUUCUCUUCUCCUUAGAGUCCUUCGUGAAGCUUUUUAUUCCUAAGAAGAGAAAAUCAGUCAGCGGAGAAAUCGUGCUGAUCACCGGAGCCGGACACGGAAUCGGGAGGCAGACUGCCUAUGAAUUUGCCAAACUUAAAAGCAAAUUGGUUCUCUGGGAUAUAAAUAAGCAUGGAAUUGAGGAAACAGCUGCUGAAUGCAGGAGACUGGGUGCCCAGGCUCAUCCCUUUGUGGUUGACUGCAGUAACCGAGAAGAUAUUUACAGCUCUGCAAAGAAGGUAAAGGCAGAAAUUGGAGAUGUUGGUAUCUUAGUAAAUAAUGCUGGUGUAGUCUACACAUCUGAUUUGUUUGCUACACAAGACCCUCAGAUUGAAAAGACUUUUGAAGUUAAUGUGCUUGCGCAUUUCUGGACUACAAAGGCAUUUCUUCCAGCGAUGAUGAAGAACAAUCAUGGUCAUAUUGUCACUGUGGCUUCAGCAGCUGGACAUACUGUGGUCCCCUUCUUACUGGCUUAUUGUUCCAGCAAGUUUGCUGCUGUUGGGUUUCACAGAGCUUUGACUGACGAGCUGGCUGCCUUAGAAAGAACCGGAGUCAAGACGACGUGUCUCUGCCCGAAUUUCAUAAACACUGGCUUCAUCAAAAACCCCAGCACCAGCCUGGGACCCACCCUGGAACCUGAGCAAGUGGUAAACAAGCUGAUGAAUGGGAUCCUGACAGAGGAGAAAAUGAUCUUUGUGCCAUCUUCUAUACGCUUUUUAAUGGUACUGGAAAGGAUCCUUCCUGAGCGUUUCCUGGCACUUUUAAAACGAAAGAUCAACAUUAAGUUUGACGCAGUAAUUGGAUAUAAAAUGAAAGAAUAAGUUUCUGGUCUUCCUGAAAACUGAUUCCCCACAUUUAAGUGAUUUCUCCUAACAUUAAUCAGUUUCAACGUUGGAAGUGCUCUUUUUCCUAAUUGUCCUUUUUUCUUCAGUAUCACCUUUCGAGGCCCUGACCAUUCUCAUUUAUCUUCGCUUUUUGUUUAUCUGAAACCUGAUUUCAUGUAUCACAGAAAUGACCAUAGGAAUGGACUUUACAGAAAAUGAGGAAAAGGAACAAAAACAAUUUUAUGACAGUAAUUCCUGGGAUUUUAUGGUUCAUCUGAAGGCUUUGCAAAAUCUGUGCUAAAACUGUCUAUUGAAGAUAGAAUUGCAGUGCAGUUGUAUGUCAUAUACAUAAUUCCUUUUUCUGUUCUAUAUAAAAUCAAAAACUUGAACUUCCCUAAGUAUAAUGAAGGACUCUAUCUAGUGGCAUUUCACAACAAAUCUCAUGAGUUCUUAAACAUUUCAUGCUACCCAUGAACACUGUUUCCUGAGAGAUACCUCACAUUUCAAUACCAAAUAUUUCAGCAUAAGGGAAACAAGAGUUGGGCAAAUGCUGCACAUAUGAAGGUAUCUGUGGGGCCUAAGGCAGAGGACUGGGCCAAGGUACCAUAUAUGGCAACCGUAAUAAAUGGAUCAAACUUCUGGUGUUUCAUCUUUUAGUCUUAAACAGGACUUGGCUUAAUUUGCAAAUUAAAGUAUAAAUGAAUUAUGCAAUCAAAGGUCUUUUCAAGUGUCUGGAAAUUUUGCAUGUGAGGAUUGGAUGUCAGGCUUGAAUGUGAGGCCCAGUGAGAUGGACCUUUAUGAUCAGGCCUGCAAAUUUAAAAAAUAAAUACGUUUGUUGAGUUUCA